This is a messenger RNA of Dissoconium aciculare CBS 342.82, 714 nucleotides long. RefSeq lists its product as uncharacterized. The transcript has a single exon. Lineage: Eukaryota; Fungi; Ascomycota; Dothideomycetes; Mycosphaerellales; Dissoconiaceae. The coding region runs from base 112 to 522 and encodes 136 amino acids. The record is from RefSeq and is a predicted model, not a curated record.
UUUCUCUCUCUCUCUCUUUCUUUUCCCCGCCUUCUCUCUUUCUCUCCUUCUUUUCUGUCGGUCCAAUGUGUUUGUUCGGAGUUCUGUCCUGCCCAAGCUGUCUAUGGAUAGAUGGAUGAUGAUGGGAUUGUUUUUCCUUUCUCUCCUGUACGUGCAUGUCGAUUCGGGAAAGGGCUUUCUGGGACGCCGUGUGUUCUGUCACGAUGGGAAGGUUCUAUUGGAGGGUGGUCUACAAUUUCGAUAUCCCCUCGCGCUCUCUCUGCUCCUCUCUCUCUCUUUAUUUUCUUCCAGCGAAGCUUGCGGCGAGAUGAGGGAGGGCGACUUUUUUUCGGAGAAUAUUUUAUUCUUGAUACCGCUGCUGCUAUCGCCACUUCCUGCCACUGCCUGCUGUUACGUAAGACUUCCUUCACAAUAAAGCGGAAUUGCGCGAGACAGAAAACCCACUCAAGAGCCCUUCACCUUUUGCGCACGACACUCCCGAGGAAGACAGCGAUCCAGGACGGAAGCGCCGCUGUACGAUAGGAUCUGCUUGAUCUCAGCGCCUUCAGAUCUUCGAUGGGACGAAGCCUUGCAGUUCUUGGAGCUGCGAAAAUUCAUCCCACGGAUUUGCUCGCAUCUGUGCGGGUUCACGAUUUGGUUUGGAUCCAGAGGAAGGGAAGCAGCGGAGCUUUGUACUGUAGACGUAUUCUCAAUGGAUUUUGAUUUCACAAUUUG